Messenger RNA from Meloidogyne enterolobii, 354 nucleotides. The record is from the annotation of a GenBank genome assembly. NCBI's taxonomy places the organism in Eukaryota, Metazoa, Nematoda, Chromadorea, Rhabditida, Meloidogynidae.
GAUGUUUAAAAAACCUUUUAAACAAAACUUGCCCAAAUAUUUCUCGCGUAUCUUGUCAUUUACUCCACCAGCGCAAAAAAAUAAAUCAAAAGGAACUCCAACUUUUUUACUCCCUAUUAAUUUUUUGUUUAAAUCUUUCACUUUAGAGUCUGGAAUAAUAUUUUCAUCUAACAACUCUACUAUAUUUUCUGGCAAUUCAAUUUCUUUAUUUUUGUAAUAAUUCGAGAUUAGUUGUUUUUCUUUUUUGCCUAAAACAGCCAAAGUGCCCAAAAAGAAACGCAAUUGCAACAUCCAUUUGCGGUCAAAAAAUACUAGUUGAUUUCGAAUAUAAUGCUCGGAACGAUCAUUUACAAG